This is a messenger RNA of Anguilla anguilla (European eel), 3538 nucleotides long. RefSeq names its product angel homolog 2 (Drosophila) (gene angel2). Gene Ontology annotation, molecular function: 3'-5'-RNA exonuclease activity; mRNA 3'-UTR binding. The record is from RefSeq and is a predicted model, not a curated record. Lineage: Eukaryota; Metazoa; Chordata; Actinopteri; Anguilliformes; Anguillidae. Gene Ontology annotation, biological process: 3'-UTR-mediated mRNA stabilization.
UUUACAGGACUCAUAAGGCCUGUAGGACUGGGUACGCGGACGAUAUAAUUUUGGGAAUCUGUUAUUUUUCUAUUAAAAUUUGUUGCUAUCAGAAAUUGGAGCAUCACAAAAGUAAAAUUGGAGCCAAAGAGGUUAUCUUUUUAUGCUGGUUUUCAUACAUGUACCGAAGCCCCAACUCCAAUUAUGAAUAUCCAUGUACACCCCACCUCCCCAUGUUUACUCGGCACCUGAACGUCUUGGGCUCCGGCUGGUCUCCCUCCGCACAGGCAUCACUGGGGUGGUGGCGGACUCCGUACCCGUUCAAUCCCUCAUGGUGGAUGGGGCACCCCCCCUGGCCUCGGCAGUUUCACCACAACAGGAACUUGCUGGUAAACCCAGGCGCUCGAGAUAUCGGAACUUGGGGACGAAGCACCUCAGGUUUGGCGACAGACCACCCCAGGUUCUUAUUCACUGGUUUUCAAAGGGCCUUACAUCUUUCCCACGGAAUCAUGGAUAAUGCAAAAACUGAUCCUCCGCACAAGAGGAGGAGAAGCCCAGAUGACGAGAGGGCCGGGCAGAAGCCACGAAGUUCACCCAGUCAUUUUCCCUGUCACGAGAGGCAAGCACGAGAGAGCCCAAAUAGCGCGAUUCCAAAUGACCCUUCUGCGUGGAAAAUUCAGACAAGUCCUCCGAAGAGAAGACCGCCCACAGAAAUAAAGAGACAGUGGGAGGAUUUUUCUCACCUUUAUAAGCGCAGAUCAAAGUCAGAUCCGCCCUUUGACUUUUCUGUGAUGUCGUACAACAUCUUGUCUCAGCAGCUCCUCCAGGAAAACGCUUAUUUGUACAAACACUGCCCUUCAUCUGUACUUGACUGGAGCCACCGCUUCCCCAAUAUACUGAAGGAACUUGAGCUGCAUAAUGCAGAUAUAUUGUGUCUACAAGAAGUGCAAGAGGACCACUAUCAAAAACAGCUCAAACCCAGUCUAGAGUCUUUAGGGUACCAUUGUGAGUACAAGAGGCGCACGGGCUGGAAAUCGGACGGCUGUGCGGUGAGCUUCAAGCGGGACCGCUUCUCCUUGGUGUCUGGGCACCCCGUGGAGUACUUCCGGCGGGACGUCCCCACCCUGGACCGGGACAACGUGGGCCUGGUGCUCCUGCUGCGCCCGCUCGCCCUCCCGGCCCCCGCGGCUCCCGCGCCCCCCCCCGGUCCGGGGCAGGUCCUGUGCGUGGCCAACACGCACCUCCUGUACAACCCGCGGCGGGGGGACAUCAAGCUGGCCCAGCUGGCCGUGCUGCUGGCGGAGAUCACCCGCGUGUCCCGUCUGGAGGGCGGCGGCGCCUGCCCCGUUGUCCUCUGCGGGGAUUUCAACUCCGUGCCCGGGUCCCCCCUCUACAGCUUCAUCCGGGACAGCUGGCUGGAGUACGAGGGCAUCCCCAUCGGGAUGGUGUCCGGUCAGGAGGAGAGCCACAGAGUGCAGCGUCUCCUCCCCGUGCCCAUUUGGCCCCGGAGCGUGGGCAUCAGCCAGCACUGCCAGUACGAGAGCCAGCCCGGGACGGAUGCAGAGGCUGAGGGAGAGGCCUCCUGUCUCACAGAGGGAACAGACGCCCCACACAACGAGGCUCACAGGCCCAGCAUCGCCCACGGCCUCAGGCUCACCUCGGCCUACGCCCACCGCCUGACGGAGGGCGGGAGGCCCGAGGUCACCACCUGCCACUCCAGGACCGCCAUCACCGUGGACUACAUCUUCUACUCCGCGGCGCGGGGGGACACGGUGGCACAGCCAGAAUGCAGUGCGGCUCCCGAGCAGGGGCUGCAGCUCCUGGCCAGGCUGGCGCUGGUGGACAAGAGGGACCUGUGGACAGCCAACGGCCUGCCCAACGAGCGCAACUCGUCCGACCACCUCCCCCUACUCACACGCUUCCGCCUCUGCCCCUGACUCCACCCCCGGCCUCGCCUGGCCCCGCCUCCGCCCCUGACCCCGCCCCCGGCCUGGCCUGGCCCCGCCUCCUCAGCCAAAAACAGCAGCAGUCACACCAGCACAAACAAACUCAUACAGGCCUUGCUUACUGUGUCUCUGUGCUGGAAAAACAGGGACGUGGUUUAUUUUAUUUUACAGUUGGACUGACAGAAGGAAACAGGAGAAAAAUGGACUGCUGUGUCAGUCAGGAAAAAUGGAAUGAAAACAUUCACUUACUGUAAUAGGACUUGUGCGUCACGUUGAAUGCACAUUGUGGGAAGAGUUGCGUUGAGAUGUAUACAACUGGAGUGCUACGUUCACACUGGCCAGUUGUGCAUCUAUGAGGACAGAUUCAUAGGGAUGUUUAAUUAGUGCCAGCAUUGUGUGUAGAUAUUGCUUUGGUUUGCUUCUGGCUUUAAAAAAAAAAAAAAAAAAAAAAGAAAAACAUAUUUCUUGCAUUGUAUUUUAUUUGGUUUACAUGUUUACCUGUGUAGGUUUUAUUUUUAUUCUCAUGAAAUACUUGAACAUGCAGUCAUGCGGAUGAUCUGAGAUUUUAAAGGUUUUAUAAAUUUAUUUGUUUACUGAUGUUGGCAUUAUGGCGGGCAGGAAGGAUUUAUCACAUGAUUCAUGUUGUGGUGUCUCCUAGCAACAUGUAUAUUAAAUGAUUUGAAAAGAUGCCUGAUGGAAACCCGAUUUUAUUAAAGUAUUUAUUAUAAAAUGAAAAGGUUUUUUUUCCCCUCCAUCUCCCACUGCUAAGCAGGAGAAUAAUUUUUUUUGCUUUGUUAGAUGACAAAAUCUUCGUAUUGAAUAGGGAACAGAAUCAAUUUAAAACCAGUAUACCGAAUCAUUAUUGUCUUGAAGAUUUGAUGCAGGUUUCACCACUUUAUGUAAGAUCAGUCUUGCUGCUUUUGUUUACCGGUUGAAUUGCCAGUCAUUAAAUUGCAGAGAACCAAGGAUUCGGACAGUCCUUGAAGCAAAACAGCGUUUGAACUGGAUUUAAUGUUUCCCAUGAUGCUGAGGGAACACAUCUUAUCUGGUGCAAAAAUCUAGUAUGUAUUCAGGGUACAGAACAGACCAAGCAUGAAGAACCCAUAGUUCAGUGCAGAAAAAAUAUUUUUAAAAAAACAAGAAAAAAUCUCAUUAAGUAUACCUGUGCGUUUAGGUGAAGAAUGAGCCUUCGUCAGGUUCUUGACAGGCAAUUUCUCCCCAGCAUGCUUGAAUGUUUUUGUUAUUGCCUGAAAUUUAUGCGGAUCAAGCCCGUAUAAGCCCGAAGCUCGCCGGCAUCACUUAGCAGACUACACAUUUUUAACUCCACCCUUGGGCCUAUGGGAAAUGUAGUUCCGUACAUCGCCCAGUGCCAUUUAAGCUGGAAACUAGCAGAUCUUAUGGGCGUUUGCCGAACCACAUAAUUGCUACAUUGGUUUGUUCUCUCUCUUCUGCCUUUACGCCAUGCAAACCUAGGUAGCCUAGCUCAUACCGCGUAAACAUCAUGGAGGGCUGGACCUAAAGUACGGGGUGAGAUUUCUGCCAAAAAAAUUAAAUACAUUUGUUUUCAAUCUGUACAACUUUGGGGGAUUCCUACACAAUCUAUGCUUCAGAUU